UGCAGUUAGAAAAAGGCAACAUACAGCGGCACUGCACAACGUACAGACAUCUUAUAAAAAGUCAUGCCUGCCGGAUUUUUUUUCAUGCACCGUUUUAGCUCCUGAGUCCUGUUCAUUACGUUUUAAAAGAAUUUCGAGAAAACCGUUCGUCCCUUGGUGAGAUUUGUUUCCUGGCAAACUUUUUUCGGAUUUGGCGGGGAAUUUAUCGUUUGUUUUGUAUAGCUCGAAAUCUAUAUUUAUAUUUUUAAAACGCAGAGAAGGCAACGUUACAUUUCAGGAACAUGUCAAAAAAGCGUGGUUUGAGCCUUGAGGAAAAGCGCACAAGAAUGUUGGAAAUUUUCACUGAGAAAAACGAGUUUUUUCACUUAAAAGAGAUAGAAAAACUUGCCCCAAAACUGAAAGGCAUUACUCCGAUGUCUGUAAAAGAAGUAUUACAGGGUCUUGUCGAUGAUGAUCUAGUAAACUGCGAAAAAGUAGGCUCCAGCAGUUACUACUGGACAUUUUCUAGUCAAGCUCUUAACGACAGAUUAAAAAAGACAAAAAAGCUUAACGAUGAACUGCAAAAUUUUACAAAAAAAUUAGCUUCCACCAACAGAGGCCUUGCAGAAGCAGAAGAGACAAGAAAAGACUCCAAAGGCAGGGAAGAACUUCUGCAGGAACUUGCUAAACUUGAAAAAGAAAAGGCCAACCUCCAACUAGAGAUCGCAAAAUACAAAGAAUGUGACCCUGAAGUGGUAAAUGCCAUCACAGAUGAAACUCAAAUCGCCAAAGAAUCUGCAAACAGAUGGACAGACAACAUGUUUAAUCUGAAAUCUUGGAUAAAAAGAAAAUUUCCAAUUGAUGAAGCAGUUAUUAAUAAACAAUUUGAAAUACCAGAGGAACUGGAUUAUGUUGAAUAGUACUCUUAAAAAAAGUUAAAAUAUUCACUGUUAACCGCAAUUGAUAUAAUUAUGUAUUGUCCAACGCUGCAUUUUACUUGUUCUUUUGUUAUUUUAUGUUGUUUUUAUAUGUUCGUUUUUGUUCUAAUCUUUCUGUGCAUGCAGCUGAUAUCACAGAACUGCAUUGUCUGCAUAACCAAUAUAUAUAUAUAUUUCA
Messenger RNA from Ciona intestinalis (vase tunicate), 1095 nucleotides. Lineage: Eukaryota; Metazoa; Chordata; Ascidiacea; Phlebobranchia; Cionidae. The record is from RefSeq and is a predicted model, not a curated record.